AUGUCGGCCGUUUCCAGGUGCAUCCGGCCGCUGUCGGUGAUGCGGUCCUCGCGCCUCGCCAACGGCUUCCGUCGCUAUUCCAGUGCAUCAAAGACUCCGCUGCCCCUCGAAGGAUAUCGCGUGUUGGACAUGACCCGUGUGUUGGCUGGUCCCUACUGCACUCAAAUUUUGGGCGACCUUGGUGCCGAGGUCAUCAAAAUUGAGCAUCCCGUGAGAGGAGAUGACACGCGCGCGUGGGGGCCGCCAUAUGCCGCAUACAAGCCGGAUACCAAGGCAGACGGCCCUGGAGAGGCAGCAUAUUUUCUCGGGGCCAACCGAAACAAAAAGUCACUGGGUCUCUCUUUCCAGCAUCCAGAGGGGGUGGACAUUCUGCACAAGCUUGUUGCCAAAUGUGAUAUCCUCGUCGAGAAUUACCUUCCCGGCACAUUGAAGAAGUACUCGAUGGAUUACGAGACUGUACGCAAGAUCAAUCCCGGUCUCAUUUAUGCCUCCAUCACCGGCUACGGGCAAACAGGGCCAUAUGCCAACCGCGCCGGUUACGAUGUCAUGGUGGAAGCUGAGUUUGGCCUGAUGCACAUCACCGGCCAGAGAGACGGUCCUCCCGUCAAGGUUGGCGUGGCCGUUACUGAUCUUACCACAGGCUUGUAUACCAGCAACAGCAUCAUGGCAGCACUUCUGGGCAGGGCCAGCACAGGCAAGGGCCAACACAUCGAUGUGGCCUUGAGCGACUGCCAGACAGCAACCUUGGCGAAUAUUGCCAGCAGUUGCCUCAUCAGUGGGAAGAAGGACACGGGUAGAUGGGGCACGGCGCAUCCCUCAAUUGUUCCUUAUAGAUCAUUCAAGACUAGGGACGGAGACAUCCUCUUUGGCGGUGGGAAUGAUCGUCUGUUUGGCGUCCUAUGCGACGGCCUUGGCAAACCUGAGUGGAAGGAUGAUGCAAAAUUCAAGACAAACGCGGACAGAGUCGCGAACCGCCAACAGUUGGAGGCCGAGAUUGAAGCCAUCUCACAACAAAAAACCACAGAGGAGUGGCUACAGGUGUUCGAAGGCAGUGGUAUGCCCUACGCAGCCGUGAACGACGUACAAACCACGUUGAACCACGCCCACACAAAGGCGCGUAACAUGGUUGUUGAAAUGGAACAUGAGAUUUGCGGUCCAAUUAAAAUGGUCAACACCCCCAUCAAAUUCUCUGAAACCCAGCCUUCCAUUCGCUCCGUGCCACCUAUGCUUGGCCAGCACACUGAUGAAAUUCUCAGUGACCAUCUUGGUAUGAGCCAGUCGGACAUUUCAGACCUGAAAGAACGAGGGGCCAUACGUUGA
Molecule: messenger RNA, 1320 nt
Organism: Metarhizium brunneum ARSEF 3297
Lineage: Eukaryota; Fungi; Ascomycota; Sordariomycetes; Hypocreales; Clavicipitaceae
Product: Succinate--hydroxymethylglutarate CoA-transferase
Molecular function (GO): catalytic activity
Source: RefSeq, a predicted model, not a curated record